AUGGGCUGGGGCGGUGCGGUGCGGGGCGCGCUGUGGUGCGCGCGGGCGGCGGCGCGGGCAGCGCUCCUGGGACCAGGGCUGAUCGCGGCGCGGAGCAUGUGUGCCCACGCGGACGACUGGCGCUCGGCCAAGGCCAUCUACGACUUCGUCGCCCUCGACAUCGAUGGCAACGACGUGUCCCUGGAGAAGUACCGGGGCGACGUCUGUAUCAUCACCAACGUGGCCUCCAAGUGAGGGAAAACGGCGGUAAACUAUACUCAGCUUGUCGAUUUGCACGCCCGAUACGCUGAGAGGGGUUUACGGAUCCUGGGAUUUCCCUGCAACCAGUUUGGGAAGCAGGAGCCCGGGACCAACGCUCAGAUCAAGGCAUUUGCUGAGGGCUACGGGGUGAAGUUUGACAUGUUCAGCAAGAUCGAUGUCAACGGGGACGAUGCUCACCCGCUCUGGAAGUGGCUGAAGGAGCAGCCCAAAGGGAGAGGCACUCUGGGCAAUGCAAUAAAAUGGAACUUCACCAAGUUCCUCGUUAACCGGGAAGGUCAAGUAGUGAAGAGAUACAGCCCGAUGGACGAUCCCAUUGUGAUCGAGAAGGACCUGCCUGCCUACCUGUAGCUCUGCUCUGCUGUCCCCCUGCCCGUGCCAACCCUGCUGCCCACGGAGCCUCCUCCAGCCCCAUGAAGGGCUGCCUCCAACCCAGCUGCUG
Messenger RNA from Melozone crissalis (California towhee), 700 nucleotides. RefSeq names its product glutathione peroxidase 4 (gene GPX4). Gene Ontology annotation, molecular function: glutathione peroxidase activity. The transcript has 7 exons. NCBI's taxonomy places the organism in Eukaryota, Metazoa, Chordata, Aves, Passeriformes, Passerellidae. The record is from RefSeq and is a predicted model, not a curated record. Gene Ontology annotation, biological process: response to oxidative stress.